Molecule: messenger RNA, 10848 nt
Organism: Closterium sp. Naga37s-1
Lineage: Eukaryota; Viridiplantae; Streptophyta; Zygnematophyceae; Desmidiales; Closteriaceae
Source: the annotation of a GenBank genome assembly
AUGCAUCAUCACGCCACUCAUGCAUCAUCACGCCACUCAUGCAUCAUCACGCCACUCAUGCAUCAUCACGCCCCUCAUGCAUCAUCGCGCCACUCAUGCAUCAUCACGCCCCUCAUGCAUCAUCACGCCCCUCAUGCAUCAUCACGCCCCUCUCUGCUGCACCCCAAACCCAUGAAUUCUUUCUGCCCCCUUGUCUUUGUCCCGCCACGCCUCUUCUGCUCUCCAAUCACUCUUGCCACUGCUUGUCCCCUCUCUGCUCUCCAAUCACUCUUGCCACUGCUUGUCCCCUCUCUGCUCUCCAAUCACUCUUGCCACUGCUUGUCCCCUCUCUGCUCUCCAAUCACUCUUGCCACUGCUUGUCCCCUCUCUGCUCUCCAAUCACUCUUGCCACUGCUUGUCCCCUCUCUGCUCUCUGCACACAGAUUCCUGCCUCUCUGCCUCGACACCUGCUUGCGCUUGCUGCAACAAGGGGCGGACAGAGACGCCGCCGUGCUACAACAGGUGGUGGAGAGUGUGGCGCAGAUGGUGAAGCACCUGCGCCACUACCUCACACCUCACAUCGUCACUCUCCUCAAAAUGACCAAGGCACUGCGGUUCUACCCGGCAGACUAUGUGCGCGAGCUGGUGGCGCACAGCCUCGCCUUCGUGCUGCGCACUGCCCCGCCCAAACAGAUGGCCCGAGGGGUGCGGUGGGUACUAGCGGAGGCUCGGGCGGUGGUGAGUGAGGAGAGGGAGAGCGGGGUGGCGCUGCUGCUGGCCAAUGCAGCCAAGGGGCCCGCGCACUCGCUGCACUCCAAGGCCGCGCCCCUGCUUCUGCGCCUGCUGCUGCUGCCCUCCUCCCUGCGCCCCCCGGCGCUGCUGCUGCUGCAGGGCCAGCGAGCUGCUGAUGCUGCUGACGUGGCACUGACAGUUGUCACCCGUGUGAUACGCCUGCUUGCCGCCCACCUCACCCCCGCCACCGCUGCCCCUCUGCUCACCCUACUCCUCACAAGCGCCUCGCAAGCAGUGCAGGGGCGGCGGGAUGGGUGCAAGGGAGGCGUGGGUGGGGAGGAUGAGGGCAAAGGAGAGGAGCAAGGGGAUGGGGAAGAGGGCGAGGAGGGACCCGAAGGGAAGGAGGGUGGUGGGGGUGGGGGCGGGGGGCGGUGGGAGGAGGCGCGGCGGAUAGCAGACGUGGUUCACUUGCUGAAUGCAGCGCUGCAGCACCGGCGAGGCAUGCUUGUCACCCACCUCUCCCCCUUCGUCUCUCUCUCCCUCUCCCUCGCCUCCCACCCCCUCCUCCUUGAGUCCCUCCGUUCCUCCUCCCCCUUGCCCCACCUCUCCGCCACUCCCUGCUCCCAGCAGCAGCACGCAGGGGUGGAGGGGGAGGCGGGGGAGGAGGUGGGGAGAGCAGCAGGAGCAGCAGGGGAUGCACCGGAGGGCGAGGGGGCAGCAGGGGAAGGAGCAGGAGAGGGGGGGAGUGAGGUGCAGGGUGAUUUGGUGAGGGAGGUGAUGCUGCUGCUGCUGGGGGUGAUGAGGAGGGAGCGGAGGAGGAGGGCAGGCCAGGUAGGGGAGGGGCAGGAGUGGGGAGGCGAGGGCGAGGAGGGCGAGGCGGGGGAGGAGAUAGCGCGGGCGGUGCCGCGGUGGGAGGUGCUGUUUGAUUGUAGCAAUGACACCCUGCUGCCUGACCCUGUCUCCGCAUUAAACCGCCUGGCUGCAUCACACUCCGCCCCCGUGCUGCUCAUCUUCCUGGAGCUUGCGGAGAAGCUUCCUGACUGCCAUGCUGCCUCCACACUGCACCAGGGUGGCAGGGGCGGGGAGGGCAAGGCGAGGGGAGGGCUGCAGCAGCUGGUGGGAGGACUGGUGGAGGGCGGGGUGGAGGGAGAGGGGGAGGAAGAGGAGAAAGGAGGGGGGAGAGGGGAGGAGGGAGUGGGUGAGAAGCUUGGUGCGUCCCUUGAUUUAGAGAGUGGUGAGGGGCGAGAAGAAGAGGUGGGCGAGGGGGGAGAGAAGGGGGGGGUGCGCAAGAGGAGGAAGGGGCAGCAAGGCGAGGAGAGCAGUGAGAGGGCAGCAGCUGCUGCCCCCCUCCCUGCUCUUGUUGCAUCCACGGACUCACACCAAGGCCAGCAGCAACAGCAGCAGCAACAGCAGCAGCAGGAGGGGGCGAGGGGGGCAUGGGAGGGAGUGCUGGCAGCAGCGCUGGAGACCCACUCCCUGCUGCUCUCCUCGCACUCUGCCGCCCACCUGCCCCGCCACCUGCCGCUUUAUCUCUCUGCCGCCCGCCACCACUGCCGCUCGCUGCCCAUCCUUUCCGCCGUUGCUCUCUUCCUCCAAGCCUUCCCCAGGGCUCAAGUGGGUGACACGUCAGCAUCUCUGCCCGCCUUCCCACCUGAGUUGACAGCCAACCACAUGCUUGCAAUGCUCGAGGCACUACAGGACAACUUCUGCCACCCAGCACGUGAAAUGCGGGUGGCAUCGUUGCGCAUUAUCUGUCACUUCUCCCCCCUGCUUGUGCGGGUGUUUCACCAGAUGGAAGAACUGGAGUCAGCCCCCUACGACCUGCAGAUGGGCCGGCAUGCUGCCACAGCAUUGGCUGCCCUCGCGGCUCAUGCCACGUCAGCACGGCUGCCAAACCAGCUGCUGCCAGCUGUCACUCGCUGUGUGCUGGGUCUGCUGCACUCCAAGUUUGCGAUGAUGUGGCAGCCUGCCAUUGGCUGCCUUGCAGCGCUUCUUUCUGCCCACCCCUCUUCCACCUGGCCCGUGGUGUGGCGGGAGCUGCACCACCUGCAAGGAAGCUUCCUCCUAACUGCAGCUGGUGCGCCUGCAGAGUCAGGCGGUGGGGCACAAGGGGAAGGGCAAGGGGAGGAAGGAGGGGAGGGCGGAGAGGAGGAGGAGGGGGAGCAUGAGGAUGGGGAGGAUGGCAGCGACAGUGCUGCAGCAGGCAUCACGACUCUCUUCCAGCGCUCUGCCAUGGCAGUGCCCUCAGGAGCCCCCCCCUCAGCAGUGCUCUCAUCGUUGCUGCGCGCCCUCAGGCAGGCGGCAGCAGUGGCCGCCACGCGCCUCUCCCCUGCACCCCCACCGCCUCCAUCUGUGGGCACUUCUCUUGCGCCGCGUGUGGGCACCUCUGCUGCUGACCUGGCGAGUGGGCAGCAGAGGCGUGGCAUGGCGGGGCAGCAGCUGGCGGUGCUCUUCCUGGCGUUCGUGGGCGACUCCGAUGACUGCCUGUACGCCCCUCUCUUUCUUCCCUGCCUUGCCCCAUACGCCACCCCUUGCUCCACUCCUUUGCCCCCUCAACUCAUCUCCCUUUCCUCUACCCACACCCCCGCUGCUCCCCUCAGGCGGAGAGCGCAUACAGGACAAGUGGAGAUGAUACAAGGGGGCGCGGAUGGGGCAGGCAGGGAGGAGGGCGAGGAGGCGGAGGAGGGGGUGGUGGUGAACAGAGCGAUGGUGAGGGGCAAGCAGUGGCACGUGGUGCUCUCUGAUUGGCUGGAGCUGCUGAAGCGCAUUGAGCUGACAGUGUGUGGCCCCAAGGGAGAAUCACUCAAGCAUGUCAUCAUCGACAGGUUUCUCGUGCAUCCAGACCCGGCAGUGCAGCAGCUGGCGCUGGACUGUCUGGUGGCGUGGCGCCACGGCUGUCUGCCAAAGUACGCCGCCCGCCUCGCCGCCCUCGCCUCCUACCGCUCGCUCAAGGAGACCCUCACCACGUGGAAUAUCAGCCCCGUGGAUGAGGAGGGGGAGGGGGAAGAGGAGGAGGAGGGGAGGGUGGCGGAGGCGGACAGGGCGAGUGUGAUUCCGGUGAUCAUUCGGCUGCUGCUGCCCAAACUCAAGAAGAGGAGCGGGCAGCUCGCAGGGAAGGCGGCAGCAGGAGUGCAGCGAGGCACAGUGCUGACGUUCCUGGCGCGCCUACCCCCCUCUGAGCUGCUGCCGCUCUUCCACCUCAUGCUGCUGCCCUUCCGCCCCGCCCUCCGCCCCGUGCACCAAGCGGGAGAAGCAACACAAGGAGAGGCAGGCGAGGAGGCGUGGCAGCAGGCACUGAGGCAAGGGGCUACGGAGGAAUUCCUGCUGCUGCUGGGGGAUGAGGGGGAUGAGGGAGAGGGAGGAGCGGUGGGGGUGGAGGGGGAGGAAGGGGGAGCGGGAGCGGGAGCGGGAGCGGGAGCGGGCGUGGGGAUGGUGGGGCGCAAGCGAGUGAGUGGGUUUCUGCACCUGGCGGUGGACGUGGUGCGCGUGAUGAGCCGGCAGCAGCUGCAGCCGUAUGUGUUGGCGCUGCUGGCCGUGGCUGUGCGCACCGUGCAGUGCUACCCGCCGCUGCCUCCCACUGCUGGCGGUGAGGGGCGCGUGGAGGAGAUGAGGGAUGGGGAGGUGGGAGAAGGAGUGCAAGGGAAGGAGAAGGAGAUGGUUGAAGAGGAAGGGGAUGGAAAAGAAGUGGAAGAGGAGUUUGAGGAGGAGGAGCGGGCUGAGGAAGAGGAGGCAGAGGAGGAGAAGGCAAAGGAGCUUGAAGGGGGGGAAGGGCAGAGAGCAGUGGAGGGUGCGGAUGCUGCUGCUGCUGAGGGCCCUGAUGAUGCAGACAAGGAUGGGCACAAGGAGGUGGCAGAUGAUGCACCUGAUGACAACGAUGAUGGUGAGGACGAUGAUCAUGAGGGUACCAACACCACCCACUCCCUCUCCCCACACGUGCCCAGCUGGACUCGGGACCUCCGUUCACUCGCCCUGCGUGUGCUCGCCGCCAUCCUCGCCAAGUUCCCCGACAUCGCCACCCGCCCCUCCCUGCCCGCCCCCCUGCGCCCCUGGCCGCUGCUGCUCUCCGCCCUCUCCCCCGCCCUCACCCACCUCGCCACCGACAACGCUGCUUCCUCCGAACCUUCCGUGCUGCUCGCGCUGCUGCUCGCCCUCUCUCGCUCACCUCGCCUCGCACUGCUGCUGGCCUCACACCUGCAUGCUCUGCCUGCGCUCUCUGCGCUGCUCUCCGCGCCCUCUGCGCGCCUGCCUGUGGUGGGUGCAGCCAUGGGGGUUCUCUCUCACGUGGUGGCGUGGGGCGUGGUGGAGAGAGAGGAGGGCGAGGAGGGCGAGGUGGAGGGGGAGGUGGUGCUGCAGUGGGAGCAGGCGGGGGGAGAGAUGGGAGGGGAGGUGGAGGGGGUGCGGGUGGCGAUAGGGAAGGCCGUGGAGGGGCAUUUGGCGGCCAUCCUGCCACACAUGCAGCAGUUCAUCGCGAGGCAGGGAGCACUCUAUAGCAAGGGGGCGGGGAGGGCGUUGAAGGCAUCAGCACUGGCGGUGGUGGGGCGGAUGGCGGGCAUGGUGACACACGCACACCUGGCAGGCCAGCUCGCAGCAGCCCUAACGCCCUUUCUCAGGCAGGCGGCGGGGGGCAGGCGGCGAGUGGAUGAGAGCACCACAGCGGCCGUACUGGCGGUGCUGCAGAGCCUGGCGCCGCUGCUGUCCCGGGCUGCUGCAGCCACGUGUGUGCGGCUCUUCGCCCCGCUGCUCACCCACCUGCAGUCAAGGCCGGCUCGCCUGGCCCUCGUGCACACGCUCUCUGCACUCGCUGCUGCCCACCCCUCAGACUCCAUGCGUCUCCUGGCGUCACUAGUGGCGGACCUGUGUGCAUACGACCCGGCCCGCAUAGACGAGUACGACUACACGCGCCGCCUGCACGCCUACACCUCCAUGCACUGCCACCUUCCCACUCCUCCUGCAGCUGCUGACACCACCUCCACCGCUCUGCACCUCUCUGCAGAGCAGGUGCAGCAGCAGGUGGUGGUGGCGGUGGGGCGGGAGGGGUGUCUGCUGCUGCUGAGCUGUGCGGUGCGGGACAUGGCGGACGAUGACAUGUCGCUGCGCCACUCCGCCGCCCACUUCCUGCAGUCCUUCGUUCGCCUUGCUGCUGCGCUCGCUGCUCUCCCUGCUGAAUCUGGUGCCACUGCUGGUGCGAGGAAGGGCAGGGAGGGGGAGGAGGGGGGUGUGUUGAGUGGGAGGGAGGCGCGGGAGGUGGUGAAUGCAGUGAUGCUGCGCCACAUAAAAAAGGGCCUCCACUCGCCCAUCGUCGUCGUGCGCAGGGAGUGGGUGCUGUUGCUGCGUGACGUGGCGCUGCACAUGGGUGCCACGUCACCAGUGGCGGAGCUGAGGUGUCUGGUGAGGGAGGAUGACGUGGAGGCGGAUUUCUUCCACAAUCUCGUGCAUCUGCAGACUCACCGCCGCGUGCGAGCGCUCUCCAAGUUCGCCGCCCUCUGCCCCACCGCGCACUUCUCUACGCGCUGCACCAACACCACACUGUGUCCACCCCGCAGCAAGCUUUCCCUCUCACCGCCACCACCACCCCUCCUGCACUGCUCUGCUUUCUCCCAUGCAUCGUUCUCCCCCUUUCCCACCCCACCUUCGUCCCACACCUUCCCCCACCACCAGGAGGUGCUACUGGAUGCGGUGGUGCCAGCGCUACUGAGGCAGUUGGUGGAGGGGCGGCCGGACAGUGAGAGCGGUGUGAUCGACGCCACCAUCGCUGCCCUCUCCGCCAUGGCCGCCCUCCUGCCCUGGCCCGCCUUCCACUCCCUGCUCUCCCGCCUGCUCGCCCUGCUGCCGCGGCGCAAGGAGAAGGGCGAGCAGUGGUGGGAGGAGAGUAAGGGCAGGGGUGGAGGGAGGGGCGGUGAGGAGGUGAGUGCGGCGGGGCAGCGGGCGAUUCUGAGGGCCAUCUGUGGCGUGCUGGAGCAGGUCAAGCACGUGGUGGGGGUGGGGGGACGGGAGGAGAAGGGCGAAGGGGAGGAAGAGAAGGGUGAGAAGGAGGGUGUGGAUUGGAAGGAGGGUGGAGAAGAAGGUGUGAAGGAUGGCGGUGAGGCGAAGGAGAUUGCUGAUAAGGAGAGCGAGGGAGGGAAGGAGGAGAGCAGGCAAGUCACAGCAGCAGAGGCAGGGAAGGAGGAGGCAGGGGCAGCAGUGUCGCUGCGCAUCCAGCAGGUGUUGCUGAAGGACAUUAUCCCUCAGCUGUCCAAGCACCUCGUGGCAGGCGAGGCGGGGCGAGAGGAGGUGAACUCGCACGUGGCACUGGCUGUGACGCGCACGCUGCUGCUGCUGCCGCCGGAUGCCAUCCGCGCGCACCUCCCCGUGCUCCUGCAGACCGUCGUCAACCCCCUCAAGUCCCGCUCGCAAGGAACGAGAGACGCCGCCCGGGCAGCACUCUGCCAGGUGGCGGGGGCGCUGGGUCCGGCCUACCUGGGGUACGUGAUCGGCGUGUUACGCAGCGCGCUCACGCGCGGGUUCGAGCGGCACGUGUUGGGCUUCACACUGCACGCGCUGCUGCUGCACGCUGCCUCCACGCACGACCGCACCAUGCCCCCUGGCGCUCUGGACUACUGUCUGGGCGAGUGCUUGGCAGUGGCAGUGGAGGGGCUGCUGGGGCAGGUGGCGGAGGAGAGGGAGGUGGAUGCUGUGGCAGCGGGCGUGCGGGAGAAGCGGCAGAGCCGGUCACUGGAGACGGUGCGCAUCGCUGCAUCGCUCGUGAACGUGCGUCGCAGCACGGCUCUGCUGCUCGCCCCCAUCCGUGCCGCCUUGCCUGCAUCGCUGGAUCCACGGGUGAAGCGGCACGUGCAGGAGAUGGUAAGACAUAUGGCUAUCGGGCUGCUAGCCAAUCAGCACGCGACAGCUGGCGACCUGCUGGUGCUGGUGCACGCGGUGCUGUGGGAGGGCGUGCGCGUGGAACAGGCGCACGCGGCGGCAGCGGGCGAUCGGAAGCGACUGCGUGCUGAGGCGCGGGAGGGGAAGGGCGGAGGGGAAGGGAGGGGGGAGGAAGGGGGGAUGGAGGGGGAAUUGGGAGAGGAGGGUGGGAUGGAAGGGGAGGAAGCGGAGGGCAAGAGGGGCCGAGGAAGACGGAAGAAGCAGAAGGGGUUGGGGUUUGAGGGGAUGCCGAACGGGCAUGUGGUGGCGCUGCUGGGGCUGCAGCUGCUGCUCUCCCUCGCCUCGCACGACCGCCUGCCCGCCUCCGACCCCGCCCUCACCCCGCGCCUCAACGCCCUCGUGCACCCACUCUCCCUCACCCUCUCCUCGCCCCACGACGCCGUCCUCGCCGCAUCCUUCCGCGCGCUCGCCUUCCUCCUCCACCGCCGCCUCCCCUCCGUCGCCACCGUCGCGCCCCGCGUCGCCACGUCAGCGUUCAAGGUGGUGCAGCAGGCGGGGCGGGCGGCGGCGGUGGCGGGCGGCAUGGUGCACUCGUGUCUGAAGCUCCUAGCGGUGCUGCUAGAGCGAUGCCCCGAGGUGAGGGUGGGCGAGGAGCAGGUGCGGGCGCUGCUGGGCAGUGCUGUCUUCACAGACCUCGAGCUGCCCUCCACUCGCACCACCGCCUUUGCUGUCCUGCGAGCGCUGCUGCGGCGGCGGGUGGUGGUACCAGAGGUGUAUGACGCCAUGGGGCGCGUGCAGCUGCUGCUGCUGCGCUCCCACACGCCCUCCGUGCGUCAACUCAGCGCCGCGCUGCUGCUCGCGUUCCUUCUCGACUACCCGCUGGGUCCCGCGCGCCUGGAGGCGCAUCUGAGCUUCCUCAUAGUGAAUUUGAAGUACGAGCACCAGAGCGGGCGGGAGGCCGUGCUGGGCAUGCUGCGCGCCAUCAUAGAGGGAUUCCCCUCCGUGCUUGUCGAGGCCCACGCUGAUACCUUCUUCCUGCCGCUCGUCACGCGCCUAGUCAGCGAUGAGUCAGCGCGGGUGGCAGCGGUGCUCAAGGCGCUGUUCGUGCGAGUCAAGCCGCCCACAUGCGCCCGCCUGCUGCGCUUCGCGUCUGCGUGGCUGGUGGAUCCGUCCCCCCAGCUGCAGCAGGCGGCAGCGCUGGUGCUGGGAGUGGCGGUGGAGGCGGUGGGGGUGGGCGGCGAGCAGGGCGGCAUGGUGGGCGUGUGGAUGGGCGCUGCUGUGCGGAUUGUGCAGCGAGCGCAGGGAGGGGAGGAGGGGGGAGUGGAGGGGUGGAAGGGCGUGUACGCGUGUGUGGUGCUGGCUGAGAAGGUGCUGCAGCGGGAGGGCGGGCAGGCGCACAGCAGCAGCAUGCGAGCGCUGUGGCGACAGCUGCCGGCGCUGCUGCUGCACCGCCACCUCUGGGUGCGUGCCGCUGCCUGCCGCCUCUUGGGGGCGUACCUCUCCCAUGCCACCACUGCCGCUGCAUCCGCCGCUGCUGGUGGUGGUGGGAGCAAGGGUGUGUGUGGGCACGAGGAGGAGGGUCUGAAGGCUGUGGUGAGGGAGCUGGUGGAGAGGGGCGAGCAGGAUGAGGGGGAGAACGAGGAGGAGCAGGAGGGUGAGGGGCGGGGGGCAGGGGUGGCAGUGUGGCAGGUGCUGCUGCAGCCGUCGUACUUGGUGGUGGUGGCGGGGGCGCUGUGCCGUGUGCUGGAGAGCAACGCGAGCGAUGAGCGCCUGGCACAGCACACCGUGAAGAACCUCGUUGCCCUCGCUCCCCUCCUGCCCCUCCUGCCUUGCCGCGCUGCUACUGGCGCUGCUGGUGGUGGGAUGAGGAAGGGAAGGGAGAAGGUAUCGGGGUUGGUGGUGGAGCUAGAUGGGUGUGAGAUAGGGCGGGAGGGCAGGGGGCGGCUGAAACUGGGGUGGCAAUUGCUGAGAGUGCGGAGGAGAGAGGGAGAGGGGACUGGGGAUGGCAGUGGUGGCGAGGAGGACGAGGAGGAGGAGGAAGAGGAGGAGGAGGUGUUGGGAGAAGCAGAGGGAGGGGUGGAAGGUGGAAUUGAGGAGGAGGAGAAAGCAGAGGAGGAAGAGGAAGAAGAGAAGGGCGAUGAGGAAGCAUACCUUCUAGACUUUGGGGAGGGCAGUGGUGUUGGUGAUGCUGAUGCUGGUGCUGCUGCUGCUGAUGCUGAUGCCGAUCCUGGUGCUGAUGCCGAUGCUGAUGCUGAUGCUGAUAUGGAAGCGACAGGUGCAGGGGGUGGGGCCGUCAUGUUGGGUGAACCAGUAGGGGAGGGCAGUGGGGAGGCAGGGGAUGGGGAUGAGGCAGAGGAGAGGCAGCAGAGCGAUGGGGAGGAGGGCGGUGCAGAGGAGCAGGUGGAUGGGGAGGGGCAACCGGAUGGGGGCCUCGUGGCAUCAAGGGAGGGGGGAAGUGAGGAGGCGGUGCGGCACAUAGCGCUGGGGGCGGUGAUGAAGGCGGUGGCACGUGUGGCAUACAGAGUCAAGCCCAUUCAGACGGCAGCAGCGCUGCGGUGUGUGGCGGCGCUGGCGACAGCGCUGGGAGGGGAGGGGGUGCGGCCGUACCUGGGGGACGUCAUGCUGCCGCUCUUCCGCCUCUCACAGGGCUCUGCAGGCGCCGUUGUCCCACGUGAGCCCCCCUCCACACCUCUGCAUCCCUCUGUGCCCCUUUGGAACCCUGGUGCCAUUCUCUCUGCUCGUGGCAAUGCUGCUGCUGUGAGAAGCGCAUGGCUGGCAGUCUCUCCUUCUGCUUGCUCGCCCUGCAUGCCGUGUUGGACCACUGCUUUUGCUCACUCAACCACCCGUCCUCGCUAUUUCAUUCCUCAUCUUCAUCCCUCCUCCCUCCUCCCCUGUAACAUUUUUCAACCCCACCCCCCCUCCUCCCGCAACCUGCUCCCCCUGUUCGCACCAAGCAGCGGAGGUGCAGGGCGUGGUGGCGGAGGUGGUGGAGCAUGUGCGCCACGAGGUGGGCCCCGCCGCCUUCAUCGCCGCCUUCUCCGCCGCCCGCGACACCGCCAGGAGGCGGGCGGCAGCCAGGCGGGAGGCGGCGCGGGUGAGCGUGCUGGUGGACCCCGAGAGGCACGCUCGCAGACGGGCGAGUCUGGCGCGCAAGCGAGGCGAGUACAAGAAGAGGAAGAACCAGCAGCACCGACACAGCAAGAUGCGGUGAUGGCUGGAGGGAGGGGCGAUGCUGUGGGCAUGGCCACAUGCACGCCUCUGCAAGGGGCAGCUCUUUAG